CACAGAAGCGGGAAACUUAUGUAACCAUUCACACAGGCUAUGGCAUUUUCGACAGCUCUCAGCGCCGACGCUUCGUACCAAAUCCACAGCAGCGUAACCACCGUCGCCGCAGACCAAACUUCCACCGGCGGGGGCGCCGGCCCCACCAGCGCCACCAUCGCCUCGCAAACGGUUUCGGCGGAAGGCGGCGUCGCGGUGGCCACCGUACUCAUCCUCUUCUCGCUCGUGGCAGUCACCGAAAACGGAGCCGUCCUCUUCACGUUCUACAUCUGCCGCGACCUCAUCACGCCGACGAACCUCUUCAUACUGUCCUUGACGGUCUGCGAUUUCUGCAUCGCGCUUUUCGGCAACCCAUUCGUCGUGGUUUCAGGCCUGGCGCGCGGAUGGUAUUUCGGUCAUUUCGGCUGUAUUUUUUACGGCUUCUUCAUGACAUUCCUGGGUCUCACCUCCAUCAGUCUGUUGACGGCGAUCUCCGUCGAUCGCUACAUAUUAAUCGUCCACACGAUGCGCGCGGUGACUAUUGACUUUAGGGCGGCAAUAUUCUCUGUAAUAGGUUGCCUACUCUAUGCCCUUUUUUGGUCCGGUGUCCCACUAUUUGGAUGGAACCUCUACGUCCAAGAAGCCAGUGGCCUGGCUUGCAGUGUCCAGUGGCAAGGCUCCACAACCUCGGACAUCGCAUAUAUUGUACUCAUGUUAAUCUUCUGCUUAGCAAUACCUCUACUCCUCAUUGGAUACUCCUACAUACAGAUCUUCAUUGCG
Messenger RNA from Octopus sinensis (East Asian common octopus), 759 nucleotides. RefSeq names its product melanopsin-like. The transcript has a single exon. The record is from RefSeq and is a predicted model, not a curated record. Gene Ontology annotation, molecular function: G protein-coupled receptor activity. Gene Ontology annotation, biological process: G protein-coupled receptor signaling pathway. The annotation marks the transcript as partial. Gene Ontology annotation, cellular component: photoreceptor outer segment; membrane. Lineage: Eukaryota; Metazoa; Mollusca; Cephalopoda; Octopoda; Octopodidae.